Messenger RNA from Necator americanus (New World hookworm), 210 nucleotides. RefSeq lists its product as uncharacterized. Lineage: Eukaryota; Metazoa; Nematoda; Chromadorea; Rhabditida; Ancylostomatidae. Bases 1 to 210 code for a protein of 69 amino acids. The record is from RefSeq and is a predicted model, not a curated record. The transcript has 2 exons.
AUGGCGUUGAUCGUAGGACAGCCAAACAAAUUAAUGUGUCUAUUGUUCAAUCAAAAAGGUAUCAAUCGUACAUUAUUUACAUUCUUUUCAACUCAUAUGUCACAGAAUAUUUUGUAUGAUGAAGCGGAUACCUCAGUCACGAUUAUCCAGCCGUCAAAUUCGUCCACAUCGCCGCUUAUCCGAGAGUUUGGCUCGGAAAAAGAGCGAUAA